AUGAACGCUGAGACCUGCGUCUCUUACAGCGAGUCGCCGGCCGCGGCCAUGGACGCCUACUACAGCCCGGUGUCGCAGAGUCGGGAGGGCUCUUCGCCGUUCAGGGCAUACCCCGGCGGCGAUAAGUUCGGUGCCACUUUCCUGUCCGCCGCCGCCAAAGGGCAGGGAUUCGGGGACGCCAAGAGCCGGGCUCGCUACAGCGCGGGGCAGCCGGACCUGGUGGCGCCCCUGGAGAGUGGCGCCGGGGCGCGAGGCUCCUUUAACAAGUUCCAGCCCCAGCCACCCGCGCCGCCGCCGCCGCCGCCGCAGGCACAGCCGCAGCCCCAGCCGCCGGCGCAGCAACCGCACCUCUACUUGCAACGAGGCGCCUGCAAGACGCCCCCGGACGGCAGCCUCAAGCUCCAAGAAGGCAGCGGUGGCCACAACGCGGCCUUGCAGGUCCCCUGCUAUGCCAAAGAGAGCUCCCUGAGUGAGCCAGAGUUGCCACCCGACUCUGAUACCGUGGGGAUGGACAGCAGCUACCUCAGUGUGAAGGAGGCUGGGGUGAAGGGGCCCCAGGACCGGGCCAGCGCCGACCUCCCCAGCCCGCUGGAGAAGGCUGACUCGGAGAGUAACAAGGGCAAGAAGCGGCGGAACCGAACCACCUUCACCAGCUACCAGCUGGAGGAGCUGGAGAAGGUCUUCCAGAAGACCCACUACCCCGACGUGUACGCGCGGGAGCAGCUGGCCAUGAGGACGGACCUCACCGAGGCCCGCGUGCAGGUCUGGUUCCAGAACCGGAGGGCCAAGUGGCGGAAGAGGGAGCGCUUCGGGCAGAUGCAGCAGGUCCGAACCCACUUCUCCACCGCCUACGAGCUGCCCCUCCUCACUCGAGCUGAGAACUAUGCCCAGAUUCAGAACCCGUCCUGGAUCGGCAACAAUGGGGCAGCCUCGCCAGUGCCCGCCUGCGUGGUCCCCUGCGACCCGGUGCCAGCCUGCAUGUCCCCCCACGCCCACCCCCCUGGCUCCGGGGCCGGCGGCGUCACCGACUUCCUGAGUGUCUCUGGGGCUGGCAGCCACGUGGGCCAGACGCACAUGGGCGGCCUGUUUGGAGCGGGCCUCAGCCCAGGCCUCAACGGCUACGAGCUCAACGGGGAGCCGGACCGCAAGACCUCGAGCAUCGCGGCCCUACGCAUGAAGGCCAAGGAGCACAGUGCGGCCAUCUCCUGGGCCACAUGA
Messenger RNA from Eptesicus fuscus (big brown bat), 1218 nucleotides. RefSeq names its product ALX homeobox 4 (gene ALX4). The record is from RefSeq and is a predicted model, not a curated record. The transcript is spliced from 4 exons. Gene Ontology annotation, biological process: regulation of transcription by RNA polymerase II. The coding region runs from base 1 to 1218 and encodes 405 amino acids. Lineage: Eukaryota; Metazoa; Chordata; Mammalia; Chiroptera; Vespertilionidae. Gene Ontology annotation, molecular function: DNA-binding transcription activator activity, RNA polymerase II-specific; RNA polymerase II transcription regulatory region sequence-specific DNA binding.